UCGCUGUCAUCUGGGCUAAUUGCGAGUCUGAUACGGCUAUUAGGGCAUACCCACCUUUGCUACCUUGCUUCCCCACCCACCACCCUUUCAGAUCUCCGUCCUGGCUCCGCCUCUCGCCGGCGUUAUAAUGGGCUGGUCUGAAAGUGGUGGAGAGAGGCAGAACCACAGGGGAAGAGGGAGAUAAUGACAAUAACCCCAGUAACCCCCGUCACCCGGCUGUUGCCCGAGCCGCUGCGAGGAACCGAGCUCUGACGGGGAUAACCCGGACGACGAGAGAAGACCUCGGCGUCUCCCGGAGCAUCGCCGGACGGGAGCAGCGGGAGCGGCCCGAGGAGCGCCGGUCACCACCGGGGGCGGCGGAGGGGAGAGGCUCCGGUCCGACCCCAUGGAGCCGGCGGCGUGACGAGGCUGGGGAGUCCCUCGCUGCGGGAGGAGGACGCGGAGGUGGCAGCCGAAGCAGCCGCCGCCGCGGAGCUGUCCAAGCGGGUGCGGGGGCAGAGCCGCCCCUCCCGCCCCCCUCGGGGCCGCGCCGAGGGGCGGGGGUCGCCGAGCCAAGCAACGGGGCGCGUGGGGGCCGCUCCGCCGCCAUGAAGCUGGAGGUGUUCUCGCAGCACUACGAGGACAAGCUGAGCGCCGGCAGCGAUCAGGAAGGCAGCGGAUCGCUCUCCCCGGCGCCGGCCGACAGCGAGCUGGGAUCGGACGGGGACUGCGCCGCCAACAGCCCCGGCGGCAGCGCCGGCAGCUCCGGGCGGCCUCCGCUGCCGACCCCGGCCCCACAGCCGCCGCCGCCGCCGGCUCCGGCCGAGGGGGGCAAGGGGAAGCCGUAUACGCGGCGGCCCAAGCCGCCCUACUCGUACAUCGCGCUGAUCGCCAUGGCCAUCCGCGACUCGGCCGGGGGCCGCCUGACCCUGGCCGAGAUCAACGACUACCUGAUGAGCCGCUUCCCCUUCUUCCGCGGCGCCUACACGGGCUGGCGAAACUCGGUGCGCCACAACCUCUCCCUCAACGAUUGCUUCGUCAAGGUGCUGCGCGAUCCGGCGCGGCCCUGGGGCAAGGACAACUACUGGAUGCUCAACCCCAGCAGCGAGUACACCUUCGCCGACGGCGUCUUCCGCCGCCGCCGCAAGCGGCUGAACCGCGCCGCCCCGCCGCCGCCGUCCGCCCGCCCCGCCGCCGCCCCGCAGCCGCCGCCGCAGCCGCCGCAGGAGGCGGCCGGAGCGGGCGCCGCGUCCCCCGCAGCCACCGAGGAGGAGGAGGAGGCGGCGGCGGGCGGCGGAGGAGCGGCGGGCGGCGGCGCCAAGUUCUCCAGCUCCUUCGCCAUCGAGAGCCUCCUCCGACGGCCGGCCGGGCCCCGCGCCGCCCCGCAGCCCCCGCCGCCCGCCCGCCUCGUGUGGCCGCCUCCCGCCGCCCCGCACCUGCUGCCCGCUCAUCACUACCCGCUGCUCCCCUACGCUCAGCCCUCUCCGCCCGCGGCCGCUCUCUACGGCGGGGGCCUGGUGCAGCUGUGCGCCUACGGGCUGGGCGACCCGCCGCUGCUGCUGGGCGGCCCCCACGGGCAUCCCCAGGGGCAGCCGCCGGCGGAGCGACCGCGGGCGCCGCUGUUCGGCGGGGCCGCGCUCCCCGGGGCUUCCCCGCCCUACGUCCCGCUCCGAGCACCGCGGCCGGCGGCGGGGAGCUCGGCUCCGUUCCGCCCGUACGCCGUGGAAACCCCCCUAGCGUAACCCAGGAGAGGGCAGGGAGCUCUGGAUCCCGCACUUUAACUCCCAAAGCCUCCCGGCGGACGCCUCGAUGACUGUGCCUUAAAGAAGUGAUGGCGGGCGUCACUUCGAACCAAGCCAAAUAAACUGCCCUCCGGGACAUAGCCAUGAGCCUUAAGUGCUUCUUACUGUGCGCUGGGACCGCUCCGCUUCUGCCUUCCCCUCUCCGCCCCUCGAGGUUGCGCGAGUGGGGGGGGAGGAGGGGCGGGGGCUGCUGCGGGGCCGUAGGUCCGGGCCGCAACGCCGCGCAUCACUGUGCCAAACCCACCCCAACCUCCCCCUUUUUAUUUUGUUUUGUUUUGUUUUGUUUUUCUCCUGCCCGGCACCCGACACCUCGUGGGAAAAGAGGACCUUAAGUUAUUUAUAAAAGCAGUGUUUUUCACACGAGGAGAGUGCCGCUUUUUUAAUUAAUUAUUGUUGGGGAAAGGGGUGUAGAAGAGCGACGUCACCUGUGCUGUUGUACACCCAACGCCGAGCCCUCUACUGCUUGGAAACACUGAUUCCUCUCGUAUUUUAUUUUGAUGUUUGUAUAUAAUAGAUGUGCGUGUGCCCAACGCCUCCGCUGCCUUUUUAUUAUUAUUAUUAUUAUAGCGAAGGACAACGGACAUAACCCGCUCGUCAUCUCCGAGAGCAAGGCAAAGGAGCGGGCUCCGGUUGCCGGGUGGGCGAAAUCUCAGCGCCGGGACUCAGUGGGAGUGUUAGAGGUGACAGAACACAUUCAGCCUUCGGCUGUUCCCGAAGCGCGAUGUGUUCGGGCUGCUCAGCACCACCACGAGAGAUCGGGGCAGCCUCAGAAAGACGGAGCUGGGAAAAGGAGAGGGAGGGUUUCAGUGCCCGGGGAACAGGGUAAGAAGUGAGUUCUUCCCCCAACUCAGAGCGCUUUUCUUUUUUUAAUUAUCAUUUUCAUUUUUCUUAUUUUUUUUUAACUUUUUUUUUUUUUUUUUUGGAAGCUCUGAAAUGGUCGUUUGGGGUAGGUCUGCUUGUUCUCAUAAUAGUAAUAAUAAAAAGGAUGAAAAACGAC
Molecule: messenger RNA, 2778 nt
Organism: Coturnix japonica (Japanese quail)
Lineage: Eukaryota; Metazoa; Chordata; Aves; Galliformes; Phasianidae
Gene: FOXQ1
Product: forkhead box Q1
Biological process (GO): regulation of transcription by RNA polymerase II; cell differentiation; anatomical structure morphogenesis
Molecular function (GO): RNA polymerase II cis-regulatory region sequence-specific DNA binding; DNA-binding transcription factor activity, RNA polymerase II-specific
Source: RefSeq, a predicted model, not a curated record